GCCACUUCACUAGAAGCAGAAGCACAUUGCAGUUGGCCAGUGAGGAAAUAUUUUUAGUUGUUUUCUCUUUGGUAGGGAUCUGAAGCGUACAAACGUUAAUAUUGGAUAUUUUAUUGUUUGACUGUCACAAUGUCCAGAGUUGCCAAUCUGUCGAAGCUGCGGCAAGAGAGGGUGAGGGAGAUCAACCUGCGGAAUAAAGAGAGAGAGCGCAUGAGGGAGCGAGAGAAGGCGGCAAGGGAGAGGGAGGCACGCUACAGCAACGGUCACCUCUUCACCUCACUGACAGUGUCAGGAACCACACUGUGCUCAGCAUGCAACAAGAGCAUUACUGCCAAGGAGGCGCUUAGCUGCCCUACAUGCAAUGUCACUAUCCACAACCGCUGUCGAGACACUUUGCCAAACUGCGCCAAAGUGAAACAGAGGCAGCAGAAGACGGCCCUAAUGCGGAAUAACUCACCCUUGCAGAAUGUCACGCUGCGCACAAAAACUCCAGGAAUGCGCGAGCGUCCAAGUUCAGCCAUCUAUCCUUCCGAAAGCUUCCGACAGACCCUGCUGGGAUCCCGCCGUGGUCGCUCCGGCCUGUCCCUGUCCAAGAGUGUGUCCACCAACAACAUUGCAGGGAUCCUGAAUGACGACUGUCCCCUGGGGCUGCGCAGGAUACUUUCCCAGUCCACAGACUCCCUCAGCUUCAGGAACAGAGCUAUGUCAGUGGAGUCUCUCAAUGACGAUGGAGACAUCUACUAUACUUCAGUGUUGGAGGAGAUGGAGCUGGAUGGACAGGACUUCAAGGCUGACUCAUGGAGCAUGGCUGUGGACAGCAGUUACCUGCAAGCACACCGCAAAAACAUCAUCAAGAGGCAGGAUGUCAUCUAUGAGCUGAUUCAGACAGAGCUGCACCACAUGCGAACGCUGCAUAUCAUGGAAAGGGUGUUCCGGCAGGGCAUGCUGGAGGAGCUUCAGCUGGACCUGUGCACCGUGCAUGCCAUGUUCCCCUGCCUGGACCAGCUGACCAGGAUACAUUCUCAUUUCCUGGCACAGCUUCUCCUGCGGCACAACAACAGUCUGCAGGCUGGAUCCUGCCGCAACUUCACCAUUCACCAGCUGGGAGACAUACUUCUAGAGCAGUUCUCAGGCCAGUGUGCAGAUGACAUGCGGAAGACCUACGCUGAGUUCUGUAGCCGCCACUUGAAGGCUGUCAAACUGUACAAGGAGCUGAUGGCCAGAGACAAGAAGUUCCAGUGCUUCAUACGGCGGGUGAGUCGUGGAUCCUUGCUACGUUGCCAUGGUGUUCAGGAGUGCAUCUUGUUGGUGACUCAGCGGAUCUCCAAGUAUCCUGUCCUUGUUCAGCGUAUUCUGGACAAUACCACCGAUGACGAAGAAGAAGCCUCCUCUCUGGCCCAGGCUAGCUUCAUGGUCAGAGAACUUCUGAGUUCAAUAGACCAACAGAUGGAGGACCUGGAGAAAACCCAGCGUCUGCAAGAGAUCCAGGCAAAGUUGGACCCGCGGGCUGAGGCGAGAGUUAGGGAUGGUGGACUUUUCAAGUCUGGAGAGUUGUUCCGGCGGAGACUUGUUCAUGAAGGUACCCUCUUCUGGAAAACUCCAGGAUCCCGGCUCAAAGAUACACAGGUCCUAUUGAUGACAGACAUCCUGGUGUUUCUGCAGGAGAAAGACCAGAGAUACAUCUUCCCAUGUCUGGACAAAUCUUCAGUCCUGUCCCUUCAGAACCUGAUAGUGAGGGAUAUAGCCAACCAGGAGCGAGGCAUGUUCCUCAUCAGCGACUUCUCUCCUCCGGAGAUGUAUGAGUUCCAUGCUGCCUCCAAGGAGGACAAGAAUGUCUGGAUACGCCACAUCCAGCGCACCGUCAGCAAGUGCCCAUCAAGAGAGGAGUUCCCCCUCAUAGAGACUGAGCACAAGGCCCAUCUGAGGAGACUCAAAGCUGACCUCCAGCAGAAGGACCGGGAGAUGCUGGAGCUCCUGCAGGAGAGGGUGACUCUGUUCUGUGAGCUGGCAGAGGUGACUAGUGGUCAGGAGGGCCUACAACCUCACAGCACUCGGUACCUGUUCAGGGCAGACACACCCCAGGCUCCCCGUGCAGAGAAACUCCUACUGGACGCCACAGCUGAGGUUGACAGGUUGAGUGAGCUCCUUCUGGGUUCCAGCGUGGACAUCCCUCUCCCGUGCCAUCACAACCACAUGGAGGGGGUAGACAGCAGUGAUCAGGAUCUAUUUGUCAAUGGAGCCCAUGAUUUCUUUGCAGCAAAGGACUGCAUGAGAAGUCAUGACAAGCCGCCGCCCGUGAUCUAUCAGAGGCUGGUGAAUCUCAGUGUGUAUCUCCAUGCACUGCAGGGUGCCGUCAUCAAACAAGAUUCCAUCUUGGAGCUGCUGCUGCAGCCACAGGAUACCAUGACGUCAGCUGCAGGAGGAAUGUGGCGCCCUCUCUGGCGAGAUGGUGGAAAUCGGGAAGCCAAUGCAGGUUCAACCAUUGGGGAGCUGGCUCUUUUGCAGAGACAACACAGCCUGCUGCAGGAGGAGCUGCUGAGGCUGCGUGAUGCUGAGAGCCGGUUCAAGGACAGCGAGAGGGCCCGGGUGAAGCUGGAGAGGCACGUCCGAAACAUGAAGGUCUGCAGCGGGGCUGCACCGGCCUCCCAUCAGCUGGAGGACCAAGCUUCACAACCUACAUCUCUGCAGCCACGAAGGGAGGUCUCAACUGGAGCUCACACCCGGUGGGCCAGCCAGGAACUUGCACAGCAAGCAGAUGGCCUCCAGGAUGGCAGUGAUUUUGAGGUAGACAUGACGUCAGAAGAUGAUGAUGGGACAGCAUCUGAAAGCUCCAAAGAUCUUCACGAUAUUCCAGAGGAGAUCUGAUCCCCGGCAUGUUUCACGGUGCUGAUCAGCUUUUAUAGCGACAGUUGAUUAUGAUGUAAACUGAUGUCAUCAGUUUACAUCAUAUAUAUAUCAUAUAUCAUCCAACGAUGCGCAUGUCUAUCUUUUCUGCAAGUCUUAAUGUUUAUUUAGCUGCUUUGCUUUUGAUUAGAUGGCUUGUGACACUGAGUUGUUUUAUUUUUCAGUUAUGAUUUAGAUGGUUUGAUGAUUUAAUUCCAUUACUCGGGGAAACUGAUGGAUAUUGCUAUAUGUGAAUCAAUGAAAUCUUAAGAGUCGACAAAAUGAACAUUAGGACUGAUGGUUAGGGUUGCUACUGUUUUCAUCAUAAGUAUUUGUUAUCUCUAAUCAUUUUUAUGUUGUGCGAAAAUAAUUUAAAUCAAAAGUAAUCAAAUAAGUAGGGGUCAUUAUUUACCCCCCAAAAAAAACAAUCAGGGAAUUUAUUAGAAUAUAGUUUAUAUAUUGAAAAAUUACAAUAGCAAUAACUAUUUGUAGUUUAAAUAUGGUUUCCUUACUGUCUGAAAAGACACCAUACACACUGGACAGAUAUUUCCCUCAGGAGGUUGUGGAGACCACGGUGGACACAAACACCACUACAAAUUAAUCAUCAUUCUUCCCUCUACCAGCUGGAUGUGUAAACAGGCAACCGUUUACUAACAAGUUCACCAUAUCAACCUAAGAAGGUGAUCAUUUGUCAGUCUUGUUUCCACAACUUGUCUCCGAUGCAGUUGCAGUUUAAAGGCUGAGAGGAAACUUUAAUUGGAAACUUAAGACAAUUUAUUACGUCACCACUCAGUCUCCAACAAAACCACAAACACAUAAACUGGUGAAAUGUCCACUGGAUUGUCUACAUUGUCUUCUUUAAAGCUACCAAAUAAUACAAUGAAAACAAUAUGUCCAAAGCCCUUCAAAAUGCAAAAAUACAAUCCAGGAAAAAGCAAUGCAUUGCAAAAGGGAAAAACAUCCAAAAAGAAAUCACACUCACUGGAAGUAGAGCAGGAAAUAAAUACUCUGGCCUUGGCUGUGUUUGCUGCUCAGUGUUUAUUGUCCUCAGAUCACACUGGUUUUCCUGUUCCUUCAGUUGGACGAGGUACCACCAUAUAAAAGAGCUAAAUGGGUUGUUUCAAUCCCUGGCAAGUUGGCAGUCUAUCCUCACCAAACAAAACCAACCCAAAUACCCUUUCCCUCUGUUCCACGGGCCACGCCCUCUUCCACCUUUGUGGAACAGAACACCUGAUUAGUGCCUUGUGGGAGCCGAUAAGUUAAAGCAGGGGAGAGAGGGACACACUGCCUCAGAGCUUUAACAUUGAAAGGUUUUUAACAUUACACUUUAUCCUGUCACAUUUGUGGCGUUGACUGUAAAUGACACUGGAAGACAACAGUAUGCACAGACAAGCUGGAAUGUUCUAAAUGAAGUCUUAAGAUUGUCAUACUAUCCCUGACAAACAGUUCGCCAAACUAAACAACAAAAAACAAAAUGUCAUCUUUGAUUCUAAAAGCAGUUUAUAGGUGAGUUAUGAUUCAUAGGUAAUUCUACAUAGGUAAACUUCCAAAUAGAGCACCGUAAGGUUGUGAGUUCAGCACCAGGGCUGCCACCAUUGUGCCCCUGAGCAAGGGACUUAACCCUGAGCUGCUCCAUGGAGACUGUCCCUGUAGUUAGUUCACUGCAAGUCUCUCUGGAUAAGAGCGUCUGCUGAAUGACAAAUAUAAAUGUGAUCCCUCAUCUAAUGUCAAUCAUCUAACACAACCUUUUUUUGUAUUUGGACACGCAUAGUAAAAGUCAAAAAACUUCAACUCCUUUAUGUUUGUUUAUAAUUGUCAGUCCUAAAACCUGGAUGGAUGCAUUAUUUAUGUCUUGUUCACACUCGCAGACAUAACAGCAGUGUUGUGAUUUUAAAGCAGCCGGACAAUGGUGGGCUCCUCAGAAGAUCCCUCAGCAGUUUCAGUUGAAAUAAAUGUGUCGCUGUGCCCCUCAGCCGUAUGAAGGGGUUCUAUUAGCAGAAAUACAUCCUUAUGCAGCUUUCUGGGAUGUCUGAAGCAACAUACUUAUAGGAGCUUUACAUUUUGAAAAUCAGUAGUCAGUUUGGUUGUUUUGCAUGUUUUCCAACCAACCUCUUUUCUUUUGACUGCAAUAUAAAUAACCUUUUAGCUUUAUUGUGGUUUUAUCCUGAACAUUUUUUAUUGAGUGUUAGGACUGGCGGAUUGCAGUCUGGUACCACCGAGAAAGUGGUGGCAAACUUACAUUCGUCUGCCAAAUGAAUGUAAUAUUAUCUUCAGGAUUUCGCUUUUCAGCGGAUUUUAUGUGUAAAUAUGGUGGAAAGUGGUUUGAACCCCUCUUUAAGUUUUGCAAAUGUUUCUGUGGCUGCAAAAUGAUUGUGAACCGUCAACAGUUAUCCUCAUAUUAGAACGUUCCAAAUGUAUGUUUACCUUUCUGCUAAAUGUACAAUCUCAGUGACAUCUCUCUGCAGGAUUAGUAUAAUGUUUGAUGGCAAAUAUUGUUCAAGGCCAACAUAGUAUUAUACUGUAUAGAAAGCAGACGCUGUAUUUGUCAGUGAACAGUGUAAGGCCUAAAAAAAGGACUGUAGUUACUUUUGCACACCCGUUUGUCAUUCAUGUGAAUUGUAUUACUAUAUAAAAAUAAAAAGGUUGUAAUACAAAA
Messenger RNA from Cottoperca gobio, 5539 nucleotides. It is a transcript of the gene arhgef2a, whose product is annotated as Rho guanine nucleotide exchange factor (GEF) 2a. The record is from RefSeq and is a predicted model, not a curated record. Gene Ontology annotation, molecular function: guanyl-nucleotide exchange factor activity; microtubule binding. Gene Ontology annotation, cellular component: cytoskeleton; ruffle membrane. Bases 130 to 2865 code for a protein of 911 amino acids. The transcript has 23 exons. Lineage: Eukaryota; Metazoa; Chordata; Actinopteri; Perciformes; Bovichtidae. Gene Ontology annotation, biological process: regulation of Rho protein signal transduction; cell morphogenesis; positive regulation of neuron differentiation.